AUGUUCCCGCCAAUCUCCUUUAACGCCAUCUACAGGCCCCCCAUGAUCAGGGAUUGGCAGGAACUUGUCCACCCACUGGGCGGUACAUAUUACUAUAACAACAGAAAGAAUGCUUACACUUCGAUGAACAUUGGUCAUUACCAGGAUCUACAGAGGCUCGAUGAUUUCAUCAAUGCAUCACGAUCGGCUGCGAAAGAAGAUGGGUGGGUGCUGGUAGUGUACCCGGCUAUUUUUAUGGGAGAGCAGAGGUUUCAAUACUACUAUGUGGUCCCGGACCACCAGAUCAUCACCUGGUUAGAGGAUAUGGAUGGUCACAUCCUUUUCGGAGAAUGUGUCAACCCAAGCAAAUGGCGCCAUAAAAGACUUGAACUGGAGGCCCAAUAUUGGCGAGUGGCUGACCUACUAUGUCGUUUAAUCAAAAUGAACUCACUGGAUUGUCGCUCACCACUUCACAGGAAACAUUUUGAAUUCUUUCCGCACAAUUUCCGAAUGAACACCUCACAAGUGAGACGCAUAAGGAGAGAGAUGGGCUGCUAUCUCGGAGAAGCAACGACUUUAAGUCAAUCUACCGCCGCUUCGAUGUUCUGGACGUUAGACCAGAUGAAUAAAGUUGUGGAUCAACUGGCCAGUAUCGAAGACCUUGCAGACAAUGACUCUAUUGAGGAGACCGGUGUUGUAUUCUGUUGCAGAAUCUUGUACAUACUACGCCAUUACCAAUAUCUCAAUCGCCAUAACCAACCUGAGGCUCGCCUGAUUCGAAAGCACGCUGUGAAAGAGAGGCCUCGAAAUAAUAGGCUUUUUUCGUUCAUCGGCAAUGCUGCAGCUAUGGUGCUGUGCGUGCCAGUCACUAUUGAGCGCAUUCAGACCACUUCUGUUGAUGGAAUUGUGAAUGGUGUAGAAGUUCGACGAUUUGUCAACGACUUCAGCAGCCAAGCUAAAAGUCAAAUAACCCUGGCAGGUGUUUCAAUGGCCCUAGACGUCGCCAUCCUUGCUAUUCCAGGUUUAGGAACAUCAGCAAUCGCACAGACGCUGUGCUCCUGUUCCUUGCUUUUAGGUGUCGGCUGCAUUUUUGCAGGAAAUAUGGUGCAACACUUCGGCGAGAGAAUGGGAUCCCUAGAUUUUGCGGCAUAUUACCUUCGUAAGAAGAAAAUGAUGCUUAUCAUCAUUACAAGCAUACCCACUUUUUUUUGUGUACUAAGUGUGAUCGGGUCCAUCUUGGGAUUUCUUUCAGGUGUCAUUACGGACUUGAGUCCAUCUGCACCCAUAAUUAUUGCAUGCAUCGUUACUCUUUGCAUCGUGGCGUGUCUCUUAGUUGUAUUGGUGAUUGCUAGCUAUGGUCCAAGUCUGGCUCGGAUGCGGCCACAGUAA
This is a messenger RNA of Suillus plorans, 1368 nucleotides long. RefSeq lists its product as uncharacterized. The transcript has 10 exons. Lineage: Eukaryota; Fungi; Basidiomycota; Agaricomycetes; Boletales; Suillaceae. Bases 1 to 1368 code for a protein of 455 amino acids. The record is from RefSeq and is a predicted model, not a curated record.